AUGGAAAAAGAACUUUCGAAAAUAGAAUAUAUAAUUGCAUUAAAACAACAAUAUGAAAUAUAUUUAAAAAAUAUUCAUGAGAGAAAAACAUUAGUUUCGUUGCGAAUGUACCAAAUGGUUAUUAUCACUAUCGGAUUUAUUUUAUUAUGGAUUGUAAAAAAUAAAAUGGUUAAAGUACACAUAGUUAUUGCCGUUUUAAGUAUAACAUGCAUAGGAAGAAUAUUAACUCUCUCGGAAAUCUUUUUUAACAAACAACUGAAACACAUAACGAUAAGCAACGAAAUAAUUGAAAAUGCAUCUUUAAAUAGAUUGAAAGAGUUCAAUUAUCAAGAAACAAAAAAGAAUAAGUUUUAUUCAUAUUUUAAUAUGAUAUUAAAUUGUUCUAUAGCAAUUUCGUCCUUUAUUUUAAUAUAUCUCUUUGAAAUAGAAGAUGUUAUAUGGGAUUUUAUUAUCUAUUCUUUUAUUGAAAAUGUAAUUAUUAAUCUCUAUAUGAAAGUAGAGACUAUUUUUAUAGACAAAGAUAUUAAACAAAUUUUUGAUGGAAUAAUUUUUAUAGACGAAGAUAUUAAACAAAUUUUGGAUGUAAAUUUUCUUGAUAAUACAAUUAUUCCCUUAGCAAAAUUGUUAAGUGAUGCCACUGAAGCCAUUUCUUCGAAAACCGGACAAGCAAUUGCUGGAUUAUUAAAUGCUACUUUUGGCAAUGCAACAGAAUUAAUAAUUUCUAUUUUGGCUCUACGUGCUGGAGAAAUUAAAAUAGUUCAGUCUUCGAUGUUAGGAUCAAUUAUUUCGAACAUUUUAUUAGUUUUAGGAACAUGUUUUUUUGCUGGAGGUAUUAAGCAUAAGAUACAAAAAUUUAAUCAAACUGCAGCUCAAAUUAAUGAGGAGCAAGAUGAAGAGCCACAAUUACCUUUUCUACUUUCUAUAAUUUUGUUAAUCAUUACAACUGUAUUUAUUUCUUUAGCUUCUGAAUUUUUAGUUAAUUCAUUUGAAGGAGUAGUAAAAACUCUUGGUUUUACAGAAACUUUUAUUGGAUUAAUCAUUUUGCCGAUUGUUGGAAAUGCUGCUGAGCAUACCUCGGCAGUUAUUGCAGCAAUGGAUAAUAAAAUGAAUAUGGCAAUUAACAUAGCCAUUGGCUCUUCUAUGGAUGGAGAAUCAAACUGGUUAGAGGGAGCGAUGUUGUUGGCGACUUAUACGAUACUUUGGAGUUCCGAAUUUGCUGUUGUCGCUUCUAAGAUUAACUGUAACGGAAUAAAUAAACUCAUUAAUGCCGAAUAUAUUAAAUCGCAAAACGUUAAAAUUUUUGGAACAAUUACUUUAAAUAUUAGUCAUAAUCUACUCUCAAAUUUUAAGUUACAGGAUGUUGAAACGAUUUAUAGUCAUUCAGAGGCAUUUAAAGGAUGCAAAAAUUGGUUAGAUAUAAAUCUAAAGAAUGCGAAUAGAAUUUCAGUUUGCUCAACAGGUGAAGGUGCAAAACAAGCCGCUAAAACUUUACGAGCUGCAUCGAUUUCGAGCAAAGAAUGUACAUCAAAGGCUGUUAUGAACAGUCCUGGUGAUGUGGAGAUGAAUGCCAAUUCAUCAUCUGGAGCCAAAAAAGCAAUAAACAGAACUGUUUCAAGCGUGAUCACACACUCUAAGACCAGUAACACCAAAAGGAAAGCCACUUUGGCUGUAAUUAGUAAUGAAAAGUCAAGCCUAAAUGAUAAUGUUGAAUUGACUGAGAGUAAUGAUGUUAAAAUUGAAGCUGGUGGUGUUGUUUUUGUGAAAAAUAAGGCAAGUUUAAUAAUAUUACUUGCAAGUAAACUUGUAAGUAAUAUUAAUGGUCUUGAAUUAUCGUCAACAGUUGAUGUUGAUGAAUUACCAGGAGAAAUCGUCGAUGAACUACCAGGAGAAAUCGCUGAUAAACUACUAAGAGAAAUCACUGAUGAACUACCAGAAGAAAUCACUAAUAAACUACCAGAAGAAAUCACCAAUGAACUACCAGAAGCUGCUACUAUAAAAAAGCUAUCGCUAUGA
Molecule: messenger RNA, 2013 nt
Organism: Scutellospora calospora
Lineage: Eukaryota; Fungi; Glomeromycota; Glomeromycetes; Diversisporales; Gigasporaceae
Source: the annotation of a GenBank genome assembly